CUCCUUCAUUCUCAGCGUCGAUAUUUCAUCGCCAUCGCCCUGAAAGUGCGUCUCCUGUCGAUUCUGGUGAUUCUACGUGGCUGUGAGGCUCGGUGAGAGCAACGAUAUCCAUCAUCAUGGCGAUACGCGAGGAAAUCGUGGCGUCUGCAGCACAAUUUCUACAAGACCCCAGUGUUGCAACGUCGUCCGUCGAAAACAAAAUCUCGUUUCUUCGAACCAAGAAUCUGACACAGGAGGAGAUUGAUGCCGCCAUUGCGAGAGCGGGAGGCGGCAGCGGCGCGGUAGCUCCUAGGGCUCCCUAUGCUGGCGCGCCCCAGGGUCCUCCUCAGGGCCCUCCUCAGCAGUAUUACCAAUCUUACCCCCAGUAUGCGUGGCAGCCGCCUGCGUCGACACAACGGGAUUGGAGAGAUUGGUUCAUCAUGGCAACCGUGGUGGGCGGAGUCAGUUAUGGGCUAUACUCCUUGGGCAAGCGUUAUGUAUACCCCCUCGUAGCGCCGCCUACCCCUGAAAAGUUGGAGCAGGACAAGAAGUCGAUCGAGGAGCAGUUCGACAAGGCCUUCUCUUUGGUUGAGCAACUCUCCAAGGACACAGAGGCACUGAAGGAUGCCGAGAAGCAGCGGACGGAAAGACUGGACAUUACGCUGGCAGAGCUGGACACCAUCAUGACGGAGCUGAAAUCAGCAAACAAACGCCGGGAGGACGACGCGCAGCGCAUCCGCGACGAAGUGCAGAGCCUCAAGGACGCCAUCCCAAGGGCCAUGAACAAUCAAAAGGAACUCACCGACAACCGACUUGCCGAAAUCAACACGGAGCUUGCCAGCCUCAAGACUCUCGUGUCACAGAGGAUGAAUGCCAACUCAAAUAACUCUGUCUCAAGCAGCUACUUCCGAGGCAACAAUGGAAUCAACGGUAUCAACGGAUCGAAUGGCGUCAACGGAACCAGCGGAACGGCUUCACCCACGACAGCACCCGGCCAAUCAGUAACCCCCCCGCCUGUUGAGAGCGCCACGGAAGCGACUGGCACGCCCAAGGCUGAUGCCUCCAAGGGCCCUGUUCAGAACAAAUUCAACAGAGCCUCUGGCAUGUCCAUUGGCUCCGGGGCCAAGGCGUCGAUCCCAGCCUGGCAGAUGGCCAUGGCUAACCAGAAUGCCGCAUCUGCUGGCUCGUCGUCGGGCAAGGAAGCCGAGAAGGCCACCACUGAGACAGCAGCAGCCGGCAGCUCGUAAAUAAUUGCUUGCUUGAGUUUCGCCAUGCAUUGUACGAUUUCGAUCAAAUUGUGGUUAUUGUUGCGCUACGUACGUACGGAUAAAGGGACAAUGCAGACACCAAUUGGAUAACGGCCGGAGCGUUGGGUUGCUCUAUCAAGUUUUUAUGUAUUUAAUAUCAAAUGGACCACAUACAGUUUCAUUUAUUUUAUUUUAUUUUUUCGUCGGUUGGGUUGCAUAUUACUAUUAGAAGAAGAAGACAAAGAAGAAGAAGAAGAAGAAGAAGUCAUCGUCG
Messenger RNA from Trichoderma virens Gv29-8, 1500 nucleotides. RefSeq lists its product as uncharacterized. Bases 117 to 1226 code for a protein of 369 amino acids. The record is from RefSeq and is a predicted model, not a curated record. The transcript is spliced from 4 exons. Gene Ontology annotation, molecular function: signaling receptor binding. Gene Ontology annotation, biological process: protein import into peroxisome matrix, docking. Gene Ontology annotation, cellular component: peroxisomal importomer complex; peroxisomal membrane. NCBI's taxonomy places the organism in Eukaryota, Fungi, Ascomycota, Sordariomycetes, Hypocreales, Hypocreaceae.